Messenger RNA from Oncorhynchus masou masou (cherry salmon), 2335 nucleotides. Its product is annotated as cortexin-1-like. The coding region runs from base 1182 to 1451 and encodes 89 amino acids. NCBI's taxonomy places the organism in Eukaryota, Metazoa, Chordata, Actinopteri, Salmoniformes, Salmonidae. The transcript is spliced from 2 exons. The record is from RefSeq and is a predicted model, not a curated record.
GGAGAGCGCAUGAGCAACACAUGCUCCCAGUAGGAGCGCACAUCUUAGAGCACGAAGUUUGACCAACCCUGUCUCUUCUAACAAUAACGACGUGUUGUCACCCCUCAAGAACUCAGGUUGUGUUUUAAGGGGAGGAAGCAGUGAAGUCGAGUGGAGGAGAAGCAGUUAGUCUUGGGUUACAGACCUGGAUUAAUGCUUGGCUUAGGACACCAGAGGAAACCAACUCUUCUCUCAGAGGAUCCUUUUCUUCAACACAGUAAUACCCUACCGAGGACUCAGGGCCUUUGACAGUUAUCAUCACUGACUGUUCAAACCCAUUCACAGUCAGACGGACAUCUUUCACCACGUAUCUAAUCCUAAAAGUACACACUAUAUAGGGAGACCGCAGGGUGAGAGUGUUUACUUGUUAGACCCACACUGGGCUAUAGACAGAGCUCUGCUUUUCAAACCCACUAACUGCCCCUUCCCUGGAGAAAAGGCUUACUUAGCAUCUAAUGCUGUGCGUUGCUUUCACAUUCAGCAUCAUUGUUCCACUGAUCCCCCCCCUCUGAUCUGAUUAGCCUUUUAGCCUCUCAUAUUGUUUACGCAAAUAUAUACACACACACACAGGCGCAUGCUGCUGUCAUGCUGUCAGCUCGUUUACACAUCUACGUCUCGCCUGGCUGUGAUUAGCAUCCACUACAGACAACACCUGGGUAUAUCGCAUCUGUACACAAUUAGCUCCCAUUGAGGAACCUGGGUAGUACUACUAGUACAGUACGCUGUUGCCCUGUGCUGUACUGCUGUGUUUAUCCACACUGGCAGGUGCCUGUGUCAUGUCCGGUCUGUCAAGGUGGAUGUCUGUGUGAGAGAGUGGAUACGACAGGGCUCUGAUAAACACAUGUUCUGUAGUCAUCUACUACUGCCUAUGGGUCGGUCACUGUGAGCGGAAGAGGUACUGGUACUGAUCAUACUGUCUGUCUAUCACCCUGUCAGAAGGUAUCAAGAUCAAAUCUCUCUUGAAGAAGACACUUCAUCAAAAAAAGACUAACCUGGAUUAACAAAGGCUGAAUAGAACAUAUCACUGUCCAUCCGUCCCUCCGUACCCCUCUGGCCCACUACCCCCACCAUCCGUACCCCUGUGGCCCACUACCCCCACCAUCCAAUUUGUGUGCCAUUUCUGCCACCGGACCCCUUGGAGGAUGAAUGAUGUCCCCACUCUGGACUAUGAGCUGCUGCUGUCCCCUGGGCCCUCCCUCCCUGGGGCCCCCAGCAGUCCUCCUCUGGUGGGGGGUGACGCAGAGCAGAGGACGGCCUUUGCCUUCGUGGGGCUCCUCAUGCUUUUCCUUGUCUUCCUGCUGGUGCGCUGCUUCCGCAUCCUGCUGGACCCCUACAGCCGCAUGCCAUCCUCCUCCUGGACCGAACACAAAGAGGGUGCAGAGAGGGGGCAGUUUGACUACGCCCUGGUCUAGACCUGGGUCCUGUUCAUUAGGCACCAAACGGACUGAAACAGAGAGGGACUACCAGAACUUGUCCAAUAAGGAAGGCUUGUUUUUGUUUUUUUCUGUUGCACAACGCUUUGCUACGGUGUUCCCUAAUGAAAACGACCGUGGUAGGGUUUAAGGGGGGCAGUUUGACUGGCCCUGCUGUAGAAACAUACAAGUAGUCAGACUGGAGCUCUCAAGGCCCAGACAAAGACCAGAACCCUCAACACCCAGACCGAUAUCAGAACACUCAAGACCCAGACCGAGAUCAGAACCCUCAAGACCCAGACCGAGAUCAGAACCCUCAAGACCCACCUCGAGAUCAGAACACUCAACACCCAGACCAAGAUCAGAACCCUCAUAACCCAAACCGAAAUCAGAACCCUCAAGACCCAGACCGAGAUCAGAACCCUCAAGACCCAGACCGAGAUCAGAACCCUCAAGACCCACCUCGAGAUCAGAACACUCAACACCCAGACCAAGAUCAGAACCCUCAUAACCCAAACCGAGAUCAGAACCCUCAAGACCCAGACCGAGAUCAGAACCCUCAAGACCCACACCGAGUUCAGAACCCUCAAUACCCAGACAGAGUUCAGAACCCUCAAGACCCAGACCGAGAUCAGAACCCUCAAGACCACACCGAGUUCAGAACCCUCAAUACCCAGACAGAGUUCAGAACCCUCAAGACCCAGACUGAGAUCAGAACCCUCAAGACCACACCGAGUUCAGAACCCUCAAUACCCAGACAGAGUUCAGAACCCUCAAGACCCACAUGAGUUCAGAACCCUCAAUACGCAGACAGAGUUCAGAACCCUCAAGACCAAUACUGGGAUCAGAACCAUCAAGACCACACCGAGUUCAGCACCCUCAAG